AUGUGGUCUGAGGGACGAUGUGACUAUGAAAGACUUCCACGAAAACGAGUACCUCCUCAAAGUCACCCCAUUGAAGGCUACCGCAAUCUAAUUAAUAUUGUGCCAAAGAAACCACUGCUAGACAGACCCGGUGAAGGGUUCUACGGUAGAUAUUACCGCCAUGUUGAUUACCAAGAGUAUGGCGACGGCCGCCGUUUUUCUCGUGAUCGAAGAAGUGGUCCACCUCACAGAGGAGAUAAAUCUGGCUAUAAUUGGUCAAGAGAUGAUCACUCUUCAAGUCGUCAGCCUGGAUACAGGGGCAUGAGAGGCGGCUUUAAAAGAAAAAGUUUCUACGGUUCAUGGUAUGUGAGAGGCCGAUCUCCUCAUAAAAGAGAAAUUCCUUUUUUCAGAGGCUCUCCGGUUGGUCGAAAGGAGCCUUUUUUCAGAGGCUCUCCCAUUGGUCGAAAGGAGCCUUUUUUCAGAGGCUCUCCCGACCCCAGAUCUCGCUCCAGUGUCAAUAGUAGGAGCUACUCGUCAGGAAGAAGCAAAACUUCCUUUUUCCAUCGGUCUCAGGAUAGAAGUAAAGAAAGACCUGUUCAUUCUUCGAAAACAUCAAGAUGCGCAUCGUCAAAUUCUUCAGCGGUACCUUCAUCAAAGGUGUUAGACAAACCCAGUAGGGUAACCGAAAAGUCACUUACUGAUGCUGCAAGCAAGUGGGCUGCUGAAAAGCUAGAGAAGGCAGGUGAAAGUAACGUACCUGAAAUUUAUGAGUAUGACAAGGCGGGAUCCACGGCACCACUGUUCAUUGACCAGCCAGAAAGACCUGAGUCAAAAACAACAGAUGGCAUAGAAUUAUUUGAAGACGGUCGGCUAAGCAGUCGCUAUAAAGCAAUAGCAGCAAAAACCAAAAUGAUCGAACAAGUUUACCAACAGGACUGUGAAACUUUCGCGAUGGUUGUAAAAAUGUUGGUUGAAAAAGAUCCUUCACUAGAAAAGCCUAUACAGUUUGCACUGAGACAGAAUUUAUAUGAAAUGGGUCAGCGGUGUGUUGAAGAAUUGAAGCAUUUCAUCGCAGAGUAUGACACUUCUAGUCAAGAUUUUGGAGAGACUUUUUAG
Pteropus alecto (black flying fox) is the source of this 1095-nucleotide messenger RNA. RefSeq names its product periphilin-1-like. Bases 1 to 1095 code for a protein of 364 amino acids. The transcript is spliced from 2 exons. Gene Ontology annotation, biological process: protein localization to heterochromatin; negative regulation of DNA-templated transcription; negative regulation of gene expression, epigenetic. NCBI's taxonomy places the organism in Eukaryota, Metazoa, Chordata, Mammalia, Chiroptera, Pteropodidae. The record is from RefSeq and is a predicted model, not a curated record. Gene Ontology annotation, cellular component: nucleoplasm.